Rangifer tarandus platyrhynchus (Svalbard reindeer) is the source of this 1050-nucleotide messenger RNA. The record is from the annotation of a GenBank genome assembly. NCBI's taxonomy places the organism in Eukaryota, Metazoa, Chordata, Mammalia, Artiodactyla, Cervidae.
CUUCCUUCCUCGCUCUGGGGGAUGAAGCUGGCCGAGGGAGAUGACGGGGGGGAGGGGGCUUAUACUGGACCCGGUUCCCGGCAAAGCAGCUCCGCCUCUCUUGCUCUCAGUCUCCGCGCCCCGAAUCUUCCCAUUUCUUUGGCGGUGGCAGAUGGGGCGCAGUACGACCCUGCAGCCGCGGCGGCAGGAGCCGCUUCUUCCAUCACCAGGAGGAUGCCCUCCGGGAGGGCACUGCCGGCAGCCCCCGCCGCUUCUCAGCCUCCGACUGGCCCGGAAACCCCCUACAUACACACAGCUCUAGGCAAAGGAACUGGGGUCUGCAGCGCUCUCUUGCCCGUCCAGCCCCCGGCACCAGGCUCUUCUGGCCAACGAGGAAUCCGGGCAGAGAAAACCCCCGCCGCCGCAGCAGCUGCCGCGCGAAAGCGGCGCCCAGGAGGAUGCAGCUACGCGCCUCUCCCUACGCCGAGCGGCUGCAACGCGCUCGGAUCAGCCUCUGCGCGGCUCCUGCCAGCCUGCGCCGGGUUGGUGAGCGCCGCCGUCUGUCGCUGCGGCUCCUCCCCUUCGCCGCGCCGCCCGCCCCCUCGCAGCGCCCAGCUCCUGCCGCCGCCUUGGGGGUUGAAGAUGCGGGGCCCGAUUUACAGCGGCGUUGCUUGGGCCUCCAUCCGCUCGGCUGAGGCCGUAGCCAUCCUAGCUCCAAGCGCCAGAGUACGGAUGCGGGGUUCGGAGCGCUCGGGGUCGGCGCCGCCGGCUCCCCGUAGGAACCCAGGACGCACCCGCGCCUCGGAGCGCACCGAGGACUCCGACACCGCUCUUGGGCUGCCCACUCCCGGGGCGCCCAUUCCAUCUGGCCUGAGGCUUCUCCCUCACCAAGGAAGUAAUAAAUCUUUCUGGCCCCGGGGUCAAAGAAGAAGCUUCAGUUUUCCAGAGGAGUGUGCCGGCGGGGCGUCUUCUCCCCGCUUUCCUCCAACUAUGGAGAGGGCCUCUCUGGUUUUAUUACGCCCCCAGCAGACGCCCUCGGCAUCUCCGCUCCUAAUGACGCGCCCGCUGUGA